CAGGCUGCUUUCACUUCGCUCCCCGCAGGCACUGGGUCACCAGCUGGUUGGAGCUCUGCGGUCCUUGCCAUCGUCGCCGUCACCGGAUUCCUGCAGCCGCUCUGCGAGCUGUGUUCCACUUGGAUUCACACCACCUCCGCAGCUCCCGCCGCCACCGCCUCGGCGCCCUUCCCCUGGCCCUCGUCCACCCAAUGUCUGACUCUGAUUCUCGGACUGAGAAACGCAAGAAAAAAAGACCAAAUGGCCAAGCAACCUUCUGAUGUAAGUUCUGAGUGUGACAGAGAAGGCGGACAAUUGCAGCCCGCUGAGAGGCCUCCCCAGCUCAGGCCUGGGGCCCCUACCUCCCUACAGACAGAACAGCAAGGUAAUCCCGACGGCGAAGGGGACCGCUGCCCCCACGGCAGCCCUCAGGGCCCGCUGGCCCCACCGGCCAGCCCUGGCCCUUUUGCUACCAGAUCCCCACUUUUCAUCUUUGUGAGAAGAUCUUCUCUGCUGUCCCGGUCCUCCAGUGGGUAUUUCUCUUUUGACACAGACAGGAGCCCGGCACCCAUGAGUUGUGACAAGUCAACACAAACCCCAAGUCCUCCUUGCCAGGCCUUCAACCACUAUCUCAGUGCAAUGGCUUCCAUAAGGCAGUCUCAGGAGGAACCUGAAGAUCUGCGCCCGGAGAUACGGAUUGCACAGGAGCUGCGGCGGAUCGGAGAUGAGUUUAACGAAACUUACACAAGGAGGGUGUUUGCAAACGAUUACCAAGAGGCUGAAGGCCACCCUCAAAUGGUUAUCUUACAACUGUUACGCUUCAUCUUCCGGCUGGUAUGGAGAAGGCACUGACAGGAUCUACAUGCAGCCAGGAUACGUGGCGGACAUGGCUCUUGUUCAGACUGGGAGAACCCCCACAUGUCAUGUCCAUCUCUUGGUGCUGCGACAGUAUGUCCAGUGGUUCUAUCCCAGAGAGGUGUGCUGAGCGUGGACAGCGCUCUGCACUGUGUCCAUGUGAACGGAACCUCUGUUCGUCACCACAUGGCCGAGUUUUCAGUAAAUAUUUGUUGUGAAUGUAAACAAGGGAGGGUUUUUCUCUUUUUAAUGUACAGAUCCUAGGAACAGAGAAAUAUGCAAGAGAGGUGUUUA
This is a messenger RNA of Mus caroli (Ryukyu mouse), 1128 nucleotides long. RefSeq names its product BCL2 like 11 (gene Bcl2l11). Gene Ontology annotation, biological process: meiosis I. The record is from RefSeq and is a predicted model, not a curated record. Lineage: Eukaryota; Metazoa; Chordata; Mammalia; Rodentia; Muridae.